This is a messenger RNA of Cynara cardunculus var. scolymus (artichoke), 819 nucleotides long. Its product is annotated as protein LIKE COV 3-like. NCBI's taxonomy places the organism in Eukaryota, Viridiplantae, Streptophyta, Magnoliopsida, Asterales, Asteraceae. The coding region runs from base 1 to 819 and encodes 272 amino acids. Gene Ontology annotation, cellular component: Golgi apparatus. The transcript has 6 exons. The record is from RefSeq and is a predicted model, not a curated record.
AUGGGAACGAGAGAGAAGGAUAGCGAUCUACAACGUUUGAUUCCUCUCAAACAAUUAGGUUCACCGGAAAUUAAUGGUGGCUCGAGGUCGUCGUCGCCGGCGGACUCCCCUCCGGGAGCUUCCUCCUCCUCCUCCGCACGGCAUUCCGGCAAAGAGGCAUUAGUUAAAGUUGUUCAUAGCUGGGCUUCAAAAAAGUUCAUGAGUGGAUGCGUCAUUUUAUUUCCCAUCGCCAUCACAUUUUACAUAACUUGGUGGUUUAUUCAUUUUGUGGACGGAUUCUUCUCCCCCAUCUAUGCCCUUCUGGGGAUUAAUAUUUUUGGUCUCGGAUUCGUGACUUCAAUUACUUUCAUCUUUUUGGUUGGUGUGUUCAUGUCCUCAUGGCUGGGAACCAAUCUUCUCAGUUUGGGAGAGCUUAUAAUAAAGAAGAUGCCUCUUAUGAGCUAUAUUUACACUGCCUCUAAACAAAUCAGCAUCGCUAUAUCUCCAGGUCAAGGUUCAAAUGCAUUCAAGGAAGUUGCCAUCAUAAAGCAUCCGAGUGUUGGAGAAUACGCUAUCGGAUUCAUAACAUCGACUCUCAUCCUUCGUAAGAAUGCAGGUGCGGAGGAACUUUGUUGCGUGUACGUGCCAACUAACCACCUUUAUCUCGGAGACAUAGUCCUUGUCAAUUCGAAAGAUGUUAUGAGGCCUAAUAUCUCUGUUCGAGAAGGUAUAGAGAUUGUGAUCUCCGGAGGCAUGUCGAUACCAAAGAUAUUAACAACAUUGAAUUCACAAAACCUUCUUUCACCAAGAGCUGGGAAGUAUGUUAUUCCACAAGUAUGA